AUGUUGGGGACAGAGAAGGCAGCUGAAGAGUGUCAAGCUGCCAAUGAAUUUGGGAAAGGCUGGCCGAGCGAUCGCGACCACCCCGAGCGCCAGGAGCGAGAGGCCGCGCCGUCGGGUUCCGCCGUCUCUGCGGAGGAGAGUCACGCCAGAGCCCCCUCCGUCGGGCCACGAACGCCUGCCCUGGAGCAAGCGGUGCGGCGGUGCCUCAGCUGCGCCCUCCGGGCUGCGCAGCCUUACAACCUGGACCCGUGGAGCCCGCUGGUCUUCGGGGGGCUCAACGGGACCUUGUUCGGCUACUCGGUGCUGCUGCACAGCCUGGGCCCCCGCCGCUGGCUUGUAGUGGGAGCCCCUAAAGCCAACUGGUCCACAAACGCUUCAGUGGUGAACCCGGGUGCAAUUUUUAGAUGCCAAAUAGGAAAUAAUCCAGAGAAAGCCUGUGAACCACUUCAAGUGGGUUCCCCACAAGGGGGGAAAUGUGGAAAAACCUGUUUAGAAGAAAGAGACAACCAGUGGCUGGGAGUAAGCUUGUCAAGGCAGCCAGGAGAAAACGGAUCAAUUGUUGCCUGUGGGCAUCGAUGGAAAAAUGUAUACUAUAUCACAGAGAAUAAACUUCCUAGUGGCGUUUGUUAUGACAUUCCUUCCGAUUUUCGGACACUGCUGAGUCGGAGAUUAUGUCCUUGCUAUAAGGAUUUCUGGAGAAGAUAUGGAGAAAAAUAUGGAUCCUGCCAGGCUGGAAUAUCAACAUUUUACAUGGAGGAUUUAAUUAUUAUGGGAGCUCCAGGAUCAGAUUAUUGGACUGGAUCCAUCUUUGUAUACAAUAAAACAGCAAAUAUCUUCCUGUCAUACGUGGAUGAAAAUCAAGUAAAGUCUGGGAGUUAUUUAGGUUAUGCUGUCGGAGCUGGUCACUUCCUCUCACCAAAGAGUACCGAAGUAAUUGGAGGUGCUCCCCAGCAGGAGCAGACUGGCAAAGCAUACAUUUUCAAAAUAGAGCCAAAGCAUCUCUCAAUUCUGACUGAACUAAAGGGUAAAAAGCUUGGUUCUUAUUUUGGAGCUACUGUUUGCGCAGUGGAUCUGAAUGGAGAUGGCCUCUCAGACUUACUUGUCGGAGCACCAAUGCAUAGUAAAGUCAGAGAAGAAGGAAGAGUUUAUGUUUACAUUAACUCGGGAUCGGGAGCAGAGAUGACGCAGAUGGAAACAGCACUGAUGGGGAGUGAUCUGUAUGCAGCGAGGUUUGGAGACUCCAUUGCCAACUUAGGAGACAUCGAUAAUGAUGGCUUUGAAGAUGUAGCCAUUGGAGCACCACAGGAAAAUGAUUUAGAAGGGGCAAUUUACAUAUAUAAUGGCAGGAAGGACGGCAUAUCACCUGCUUUCUCACAGAGAAUACAGGGGCGUCAGAUCAGCAACACUUUACGGAUGUUUGGUCAGUCCAUAUCGGGGAGAAUCGAUGUAGACAACAAUGGGUACGCAGAUGUAGCUGUUGGCGCUUUUUUGUCAGAUUCUGCUGUGCUGCUGAGGACAAGAGCAGUGGUAGUUGUUGAAGCAUUGUUGAAACACCCCGAGUCAGUGAAUCGAACUCAGUUGAAUUGUUUAUUACAUGGAAAACCGGCAGUAUGUGUGGAUCUGAUGCUUUGUUUUAACUAUAGCGGCAAAACUGUUCCAGGGUAUAUUGUGCUGCUUUAUAAUCUAAGCCUGGAUGUCAGCAGGAGGGCAGAACUGGCAGCUAGGUUUUACUUUGCAUCUAAUGGGACAUCUGAAACAACCUCUGGAAGCCUCAAGAUUUACAGUGGCCACAACGUUACUUGUAGAACUCACCAAGCCUUCAUGAGGAAAGACGUCAGGGAUAUCCUGGCUCCUAUACUUGUUGAAGCCACCUAUCGCCUUGGAGAUCAUGUUUUAAAGAAGCAAACUACAGAUGAACUGCCACCACUCCAGCCAGUUCUUCAACAACGGAAAGAGGGCAAUGUUACACGCAGCAAAUUUGUGUUUGCAAGGUUUUGUCCUCAAGAAAAUUGUUCUGCUGACUUGCAAGUUUCUGGGAAACUUUCCUUUCCAAAGCCCCAUGAAAUGAAAUCUUACCUUGCGGUGGGAAAUAUGAAGACAUUGCUCUUAAACGUCUCUCUGUGCAAUUCUGGGAGCGAUGCCUAUCAGACUGCCCUCCACAUCCAGCUCCCGAAAGGUCUUUAUUUCACCAAAAUACUAGAGCAGGAAGAGACCCAGAUACAUUGUGAAGUGUCUGAAAAGGACGGUCAGGGAGUGCGGCUUGACUGCAGUGUGGGGUAUUUAUAUGUAGAUCACCUAUCAAAGAUGGAUUUUAGUUUCGUAUUGGAUGCAAGCUCCCUUAGCAGGGCAGGAGAUGACCUCUGCAUCAGUCUUAAUGCAACCUGUGAAAAUGAAUGGGACAAUGACCUCCUGUCGGAUAAUAGCUUAAUUUUAACUUUACCCCAGAAGCAUGAGGUUGAGCUGAAUAUUCAUGGGUUUGUGACGCCAACAUCGUUUGUUUACGGACCCAGCGAAGAAGAUUCACCUUUUACUUGCAUGAAGGACACAAUCAACUUUACUUUCCAUGUCAGUAAUCCUGGACUAAGUUUGGCUCCGGCUGUAGACCUGAUGAUACAGAUACCCAAUUCUUUCGUGCCAAGAGACGACAAGCUGUUUAAUGUUCUGGAUGUCAAAACAACCAGUGGACAUUGUUUCUACAAAAACUAUACACGAAACUGUACUUUACCAGAAAAAAAUGAGAAUAAGCUGCAAGAAUUCAUUACAUUCCUUACAAAACCUGACAAGAGACUAAUGUACUGCAUGAAAAACGACACCUUCUGUUUGCAAAUAUUUUGCAACUUUGGAGACAUGGAAAGUGGAAAAGAAGCAACUGUUCAAAUUCAUCUGGAAGCAACCCCUUCUCUAUUAAGCAUGGAUGAAGCUUCAGCACUUAUACUUGAAGUAAAAGCAAAAGUUUCAUCGGAGCAAAGUCCCAGGGUCAUUGAGUUGCACAAGAGCAAGCAAAAAACAUACGUCAUCCUGGAGGGUCUUCAUAAUCAAAAGACAAAGACCAGUGUUACAGUGUUGUUCAUUGCAACAGGUUCCAUAAUUGGAAUUAUUUUGCUAUUAUUUCUUGCAUUUCUUUUAUGGAAGGUUGGUUUCUUUAAAAGGAAAUACAAACAGAUUCCUCAGGAAGGAGAUGGAAGAGAAAGCUGGAGGUUUCUAAAUGGCAACCAAAAUGACAACGGUGACGACUGAGAGUUUUUCAACGUAAUGGCCAGUGUUUUUAUCAAAGGCACGAACGGCAAGAACUAUCAAACCAGGAGUGCUUCUCCUGUAUAACUCAAUGGAGAAACAGUUGCAUCAUCAUUAGCUUCCUAAAAUGCAAACGAUAAACAUUCUGAAGAAUACUCGUAAAGACAAAACCAUUUUGGCUUCAAAUGCAAAGAUGGUUCACUUAGUUCAACACUAGGGAAAAACUGAUGGAAACAAAAUUUACAUGCAGUACUAGUGAUACUUGAAUUCCGUGCAUUGCCUUACUACCUAGCUAAGCAGCAAAUCUCGUUAUAAAUAUAACAGCAUUAUCAGCAGAACUGGGACACAGCAAUAAAGAGAAUCUUGAGUGAGUUUCUAAAACCCAGACUGGAAAAACAAUUGUUUCAAUACAUUCUGUGUCUGCCAUGUAUGAGUGAGCUGACAUACUGCAACAUAUCACUGUGUGCCAUGAAGUCGGUGCUGACUCAUGGCGACCCUUUUCAGGGUUUUCCAGGUAGAGAGUAAUCAGAAGUGUUUUACCAUUCCCUUCUUCUG
Messenger RNA from Pogona vitticeps (central bearded dragon), 3789 nucleotides. Lineage: Eukaryota; Metazoa; Chordata; Lepidosauria; Squamata; Agamidae. The record is from RefSeq and is a predicted model, not a curated record.